Messenger RNA from Charadrius vociferus (killdeer), 2026 nucleotides. Its product is annotated as leukemia inhibitory factor receptor-like. Lineage: Eukaryota; Metazoa; Chordata; Aves; Charadriiformes; Charadriidae. Gene Ontology annotation, molecular function: leukemia inhibitory factor receptor activity; ciliary neurotrophic factor receptor binding; oncostatin-M receptor activity. Gene Ontology annotation, cellular component: signaling receptor complex; external side of plasma membrane. Gene Ontology annotation, biological process: positive regulation of cell population proliferation; cytokine-mediated signaling pathway. The record is from RefSeq and is a predicted model, not a curated record.
AUGGCGGCUCAGCAGCAAUGUCGAGACAAAAUCGCAUCUGUUCAUCCAAAAACUCCAGAAAAGUUGACUGUUUCUGGGAACAGCUCUACAAGCAUCCAUCUGGUUUGGUUUAUAAAUGGCAGCUUUGCUGAGAUCAGGCUUCUGUGUCAAAUUGAAAUUAGCAGUGGUCACUCAGCAAAAACUCACAAUGUCUCCAUGCCUGGUGGAAAAUUCUCAGCUUAUAUAGCUCAGCUGAAAACAUUGCACCCAUGUACCAAAUACCAGUUCAGGGUGUGCUGUUCAGCUGCUGACCACUUCUGGAGAUGGAGUGACUGGAGCAGGAUAGAGGAGCACACAACACUGGAAGCCCCUCCUGCAAGAGGACCAGAUAUCUGGAGAGAGAGAAGUCCUUCUGGAAAAAGUCUAAAAAUCUUCUGGAAGCCCUUAUCCCUUUCUGAAGCCAAUGGAAAAAUAGUGUCUCACAAAGUGUCCUGUUACCUGCUAGAGACACCACUGGAGUAUAAAGAAGUCACUGAACCCUCAAACAGUACUGUGAUCAAGCUUGGAAAAAAUGACUGUAUAAUUACUGUUAUAGCCAAAACCCAUGCAGGUUUGUCUCCUUCUUCAAGGAUAACGAGCGUGGAACUUCCAAGUGACAAUGUCAAAACAGAUUGGGCUGUGGCAAUGGGGAAUGGAAUUUAUAUUUCUUGGAAUUCUUACCCCAACAUGACCUGUGGCUACAUAGUAAAAUGGUGUCAUUCAUCUGGGUCUGAACCCUAUAGUGUGGACUGGCAGAAAUUUCCUUCAAAUACAAUAGAUACAGUGAUAAAGUCUGCUCUGUUUAGACCUGGCGUGCGAUACAACUUUUCACUAUAUGGCUGCGAAUCCAGUGGAUAUCAGUUAUUGAAAAGCAUAAUUGGGCAUAUGAAAGAGCUGCCUCCAAAACAUGCACCAAAUUUUACUGUAGAAGAAACUUCUUCAGCUUCUAUAUUGGUAAAAUGGGAAGACAUUCCUAUUGAAGAUUGUCAGGGUUUUUUAGAGGAAUAUCGGCUUUCCUUUACAAAAGGUGAAAAAGAUGUUUUAAAGCCUAGACUUUCAGAAUCAGGGAAUCCAGAACUUAAAGUUAAGAAUAUCACUGACUUAACAAAAAAUUCUUUGAAAAUACAUGAUCUUCAGGGCAGAACAAAUUACCAACUGGACCUACAAGCCUAUACUGCUGGUGGGUUGAGCUCUCCAAACAGCCUCUAUGUGGUGACAAUGGAGGACUCUGUAGGAUUAAUCAUUGCAAUUCUCAUCCCCGUGGCAGUGGUUGUGCUGUAUGGAGUGGUGGCCAGCAUCUUUUGCUACCGAAAGAGGGAAUGGAUAAAAGAAACAUUUUAUCCAGAGAUCCCGAAUCUUGAGAACAGUAAGGCACUGCAUUUUCAGAAGAACAUCUGUGAGGGGAAUAAGACACUUAAAACACUGGAAAUGAACCCCUGUACCCCCAAUAGUGUUGAAGUGGUGGAAACAUGGUCCGCAGCUCCCAAAAUUGAACACACAGAAAUGAUGUCCCCGGCAGUGCCUGAAGAUGUCUCUGACUCAGAAAUAGAGAACCAUGUGGUUGUGUCCUACUGCCCCCCUAUCAUUGAAGAGGAGAUCUCAAAUCCCUCUAUGGAUGAACCUGUGGGGUCAUCUCAGGUGGUUUACAUAGACAUCCAGUCAAUGUAUCAACCUCAAAUUAAACCAGAGGAGGAGCCAGAAAUAGACUUAGUGACUAUAGCAGGCUAUAAGCCAUAAAUGCAGCUGCCUAUCAGUGCUCUGAAAAGAGAGAGUCGCUCACCUGCAGAGGAAGAAUUGGAUAAAACUGCAGGUUACAGACCUCAAGCAAACACAAAUGCCUGGAACGUGGACACUCCAGCAGUUGAAAGCAACAAUGAAAAUGCAUCUAUUGGGAGCCCAUGCUCCAUUAAUUCCCGACAGUUUCUGCUUCCCCAAAAAAAUGAUGAAGACUCUCCCAAACCCAGUAACAUAGGGUGGUCCUUUACACACUUUUUUUCAGAACAAAACU